AUGGAGCUGAGCCCCGGGCCCGCUGUGCCCUCGGGCUGGGCGCUGCCGCUGCUCCUCGCCUUGGGCGCCGGGCUCAGCCACGCCACCCCGCACCUGCGCUACUCCCGCCCGGGCUCCCGCAGCAAGAACUGGUGCGCGUACAUCGUGAACAAGAACGUCAGCUGCUCGGUGCUGGACGGGACCGAGAGCUACGUCCAGGCCCAAUACAAGUGCGCCUGGAACGAGUUUCCCUGCCGACCGACCCCGGUAUACCGAACAAGUUUCAGACCUCGCUACACGGUUGCAUAUAAGACUGUGACAGAGCUAGAAUGGAGAUGCUGUCCUGGGUACAAAGGAGAAGACUGCAGAGAAGGGCCAUCGGAACAGCCUAGGGCAGCUCGUCGGCCCACAGCACCAGCAAAAGCUAUUGUGAAGAAAGGCUUGGAUGCUGAACCAACAGAAGUGCCAGAACCUCCACCACAUGAGAAGAAAAUGCAGUUUUUUGAGGAAGAAUUAUUUAGACUUACGCGAUCGGUGAUAGAACUUCAGUCCUCCUUGGCACGUGUGAACGAAAAUCUGAAGCUGACUGUUCAAGAAGAUGCCAGUAAGAUGUUGGUCACUUGGCUGAACAACCUUUAUGAUCGCCCAGAGCCUGAUAGUGCAGUUAGUGGUGAAACAGAUAGUAUUCAUCUGCCUGGACUCAGCAAUAAAGAUCAGAAGGACCCUUUUCUUGAUUUUGAAGUGGAAGAUCUGAAGUCUGAGCUAGCUGAGGUCAAAGAGGCCUUGAAGAACAGGAAUGAUAAGCUGGAAGAACUGAAUGGUAAAGUAAAAGGCUAUGAAGGACAGUUAAAACAAUUGCAGGAGGCAGCACAGGGACCCACAAUAACAAUGCCUAGUGACAAUAUAUAUCGGGAAUAUAUAGACUCAAGAUUUGAGUCUCUCAGACAGGAAUUGCUGGAAGGAUUUGAAAAGAAAAUGGCAGAUCUGAAGAACUCUUGUGAAUACAAACUACAAGAUAUCCAGCAGCAGUGUGAUGACAAUGAAAAUAACUGUUUAGGUAUAAUAGAUGUUAUAAAAGGCAAAGAAAAUGACUUGAAGAAGGAGAUAAAUUCUCUCCGUACUCAGAUUCCAUCAAACCAUUCCAGUUGCUGCAAGGAGAGUGAGAGAAAUGACUUGGACCAGCAGAUAAAAGAUUUAGAUAAGAAGCUUGACAGAGUUGUGGAAGCACACAGGAUCUUGAACGUGAGAAUAGAUAAUGAAAUCAGUCGAUUGUCAACUCCAGAUUUGGAAGACAUGUUUGGUGAGAGGCUGGAGGAGCUAGAUGCAAGGAUGAACAUCACUGAACGAAAUGCUGAAGAGCACUGCUUUUACGUUGAGGAAACUCUCCGAAACACUAUAGCUGUUGAGGCAGAUGAGCUGAGAGACUUGUUUGACCAAAAACUGCGGGCACUAGAAGAUAGGCUGGGUGGCACUAUUUUAGAGAUGGCUAAUACCACAGACCCAGAUGGAAUGUACAUGAAUCCUGUGCCUAUCAUGCCCAGUGACACUGGGUUUGCAAAUGAGCAAUUUACAGCAGAGAUGAAUCUCAUGAAAAACAAACUGCUGUCCCUUGAACGCCUCUGUGGGCAGAAGUGUCAGUCUGUACCAGAAGGUAUGGAGAACCUUCAGAAAGAGCUAGAAAAUUGUAAUAACAGUUACAGUCACUUGCUUAUGAAAACAGAGAACAACUCUGCUCUUCUGCAAUUUUUAAAUAGCUCUCUUAAUGAGAAAAUUAAGGGCAACCAGCGUGACAACCAGAAAAUACAGAGAGAUUUACGUGUACUCCGGUAUAGUCUAAAUGUCAUGGAUAAAGAUGUGAAGAAUAUUCAAGAUGGCUUGAAUAAUUGCAAGGAGCAACUUCUGGGAGUCAACUCAACCUGUAGAAAGACACAAAGAGGUGUCUACCGAAAAAUUGAUCAAAUGCAGAAGACAUUUGCAAAUCAAACCAUUCAUCCUAGUGAUAAUUGCUGCAGUGAAGUGAGAGAGAGACUAGAACAAUUAAAUGACCAAAUCCUGAAUGAUCAUAGCAAGUGUAAAGAAAAGACCCAUAGUAUGCAGGACGGCGUUUCAGAUGUUGAGAGCAGAGUCUCACGUGUUGAAAAGGUUUGUGGCAAGCUGGACUCUGUUUCGGGUAGCUUGCAGAAGAUAAAAGAAGGUCUAGAUAAGCACGUGAGCAGCUUAUGGAACUGCAUACGUGAAAUGAAUGGAACUAUAUCAUCUCAUUCCAAAGAUAUUUCUGGCCUCAAAAAUUCUGUCCAGCGGUUUUAUAGUCAGGUCUCUAAAAUUACCACAGACAUGGAAGGCAUGCUGAAAUCACAGUCUGACACAAGGCGACCAGAAGCACCGCGGCAGGCAGUGCCACCGAGACCUGCGCUGCAGCCCCAGCCUGGCGCACCAUUGCUGCCCUCCAGGCCCAGGAUCCAGUCCCCACGGCAGCGGCCCCCGCUGCAGCCGCCACAGCCCAGGCCUGCACGCCCGGGGCUGCCUGGCUCAGCCCUGACUCCAUUCCUGCCUGGCACGACCGGGAUCAUCCUGGAAACCGGGGAGGCCGGACCUCCUGGCACGGUGCUGAUGUCAGGGAGAGGCCGGCUGAGAAGCGUCGAUGGUCAGGCUGGUCAGAGCACCAUGCCCAUUGCAGAGGGGUACGCUGGAGCACCAGGAUAUCCAAAGUUAUCACCUCCAAACAUAGACUCACAAGGACCUGCUGCUGCUGCGGCCUCUCUGGUGUCCUUUUCAGCUGGGCUCACGCAGAAGCCUUUCUCCAGUGACGUUGGUGUUGUUCACUUUAACAAAGUGCUCGUGAAUGAUGGGGAUUUUUACAACCCCAAUACAGGCAUAUUCACAUCACCAUAUGAAGGGCGCUACCUGAUCACGGCUGUGCUGGCUCCGGAGAGGGAUGAGUAUGUUGAAGCAGUGCUGUCCGUCUCCAAUGCAAGUGUUGCUCAGCUGCACACAGCUGGGUACAGAAGGGAACUGCUGGAGUACCACAAACCCUACUCGGGGAAACGGACCUGUGGUGGUCCUGGAACAUUCCACCUUGUUCUUCACCUCAAAGCAGGAGAUGAAGUAAAUGUCGUCGUAACAGGAGGCAAGCUGGCCUACACAGACUCUGACGAAAUGUACUCCACGUUUAGUGGGGUUCUCCUUUAUCCUUCUAUUUCCCAUGUUUAGGCCCACCAUCAAACAGGAGAGAAGGGUAAGAUAUUCUGAAGAAAUUAAGAGUAAUAAAAUUCAAAGCUUUAAUAUAUUCAGUUUAUAUAUUUGAUUUCAGUGAUGAUUUGUCUGUAAUGAAACCUUUUUUUUGUCCUGUUACCUGAGAUAGCUACAGCAGACCUGGUUCUGUAGCCAAACUACUCUUUCUCCAAGUCCUUGUUUACCUGUACAGACAGAACAGCUGUUAAGCAACAGUUGCAUUCUGAGUUGAUACUUCUCCACUGCGCUCUUAUCCGCUAUAUUAAAUAUCCUUUUCAGUUUUAUCCCCUGUUUAUCUCUGCCAGCAUCCCAAGUGUAUCAGAGUUUACAUCUUAGCUGAAGUUUACAGCUGCAGUCAGCUAUUUUUGCGCUUUCAGUAAAGCAGGGACAAGAAAGUGAGAUUGUACAGGACACCAUCGAUGACUUCCUCGUCCUUCUGUUCUUUAAUAACAUGUUGUCAGUACGUUCUCACAAACCAAAAAGCAGUUGCUAACCAUGGUGGUGCAAGGAAGAAAAUGAUGUUUGCAUCAGGUUUUUUUCUCGCCUUUAAGGACCGAGUGCAGUGCUCAGAGUGAGUGAGUGACUCCAGCACUGUGCAAGGAGGAGCAACCCUUGCCCCAGCUUUUCAUGGGUGGGUGAGAACUCUAAGGACUUUUGACAGUGCUGUUCUCUGGAACUCUUACAGUAUUUGCAUUAAGAAGGUAUUUUUCUUCUUUGUUGCAUUGUAAAAGAUAGACCAGAGGAAAAACAGAUGAUAUGGGAAAACAGUCUUUUUAAACAGUACUGUCCAAUGUACAAACAACGCACCAGAGGCACUGUAACUUUGUUUUAGCAGCCUCCUGCUUCAAGUGAGCUUUGUUUUACUUGUUUCACCACUCAGCAUCAGUUGCUGUGGACAGGACAACUUGCCUCUUAGCUUAAGCCGCAACAAUUUUCUGUUUCUCCUGUCAGCCACUUCUCAGUGAAGGUGAGAAAAACGGUUUUUUGUCUCUUUUGAGUUAGCAUUUUGAGCUCCUCUAUGGCUGGAAAAAAAUCUUAACCAUGCUUUGAUAUGGGCAGAACUAUUCACUGCCAUCUAUAUGUUAUACAAGUGGAUCAUCUUUUCAUAGUCUGUUGAUCCUGCAUAGAGCUGUAUUUAUUAUCACAGUAGUUUGUAUAGUACGUUUUCCUUCUUAUGAAUCCAGAAUGGCUUUUUGUAGCACAGACCAGAUAAUUCCUUCACGUGAAGGAAGAACUCCUUGUGCUGUAAGCCUUCAGCUGAAGCCUUUCCCAUCUGAGGAGGUCAGAUGAACACUUGCCUUUGUUGCAUAGUUUUGGAAUAGAUACUCCCCAGUAACUCUGUUUCCAGGCGAUGAGAUGGGACCGUCCCACAACAAAUGAUCACAUCCUGGAAGUUGAGCUGCCUUUGAGAAAAGCACACAGAAAAAGCUCUAUCCCCCCAGGAGCUCUUCGUCAGUGCCUGUGUAGAUAUAGGAAGGAGCAGAGGAAGGAAAUGGCCACAGAUUUUUAAAGCAUGUGAAUGAAGGAGGUCUCCUGGUACCUGAUUUUCUGCAGUUGGGGUUUUGCUGCCAAGCACGAGGUAGCACUGGAUGUAUUCUGCUGCAGGAGCAGCUUUAGGCAGCAGCUGAAGGCACCUGGCACACUUGGCAGCCUGGGGAAUGGAGCCAGUCCCUCUCCCUCCCCUGAGUUUGUCCUGAUCUGUGCCGGGGCCAUUACCAUGCAGUUAGCAACCGUGUGCUCAUUCAGGAGUAUCCUUUCUUAUGUCCUAAAUCAACAGCCCACUGCUCUCUCACUCCUUCUAGGUCUCAGAAUUGAAGGGACAGACUGGAAAGAUUUCUUUUUAGUCUUUCUGAAAGCCAGUUACAUCAACCGUGUAUAUAUAUAUAUAUCUGAAUCAAUUUCUCAUUAUGUAUGAAAGCUGUAGAGGCAUUUUUCCUUUUAGGAUAUUUUCUACUCUCCUCAAGAAAGCUGUGUGCUCUAAGAAGCUGGCUGCUGUCUCUGUGUGACUCAGUAUUGUUGCAUUUUGGUGCCUGUUCUAAAAAUGACUCAUGGAAACAAACAAAGCAAGCUGAGUGCCUGGGGAGUCCCAGCUGGCAAACACCACUUCUUCAUUUUUAUUUUUUUUCCCCUUCCAAGUGAGACAUAUUUUUAAGAAUCAGUGGUGCAAGUUUAGCACUGGAGUUGUGUAGCUUUCAUCACCUGAUUCUCACCUAACUGCUCCUCCAGGCUUCUACCUCCAGCUCACACAUUCUCCCGAGCACAGUGCCCUCAUGGCACAACGCUGUCUUUUGCCAGGAACCCUCCUUGCACCUGGGAUCUGAGUGAUCCCAUGCAGUGCAGCACAACCAGUAUUCACAUGCAGCUAAAAUUUUCUAAACUAUAUCACAGCAGGAGUGGUUCUCCUGUUUUGAGAACACCUUGUAGGGCUGUCAGGGAUAGUUUCCUAUUCACUAUCUCUAGUGAUAGCUAAAGCUAUGAACUAUGAGCAUCCAUGAGGAACCUCUGCGUUACACUCCUGCUUCACUUGAGAAAAAUGAACCUUAAUUACCACUGUCUCAGUAAUUGCUGUAAUCGGGGCAAGUGGCUCAGAUCUUCUCAGAGCUUUCAGGGCAUAAUAUCUGCCCAGCUGGGAUGAUUGAAAUGCUGUAAUAUAGGAAAGGAGAAUCAGAGAUCCAGUUGUCCUUCAGUCAGAACUUCGUUAAAACAUUAGAACAAAAUUCUUUGGCAAAUCAAGCAAAAUUAUCUUGUCCCCUGUGCUUCUGUUUCCUAUCAGAACAGGACAGACCAGCAAGCUGACAGCCAGGGAACAUACCUCUGCUCUGGCCAAACAGAUUGCAUCCUGGAGCAGUUGGGAAAGGCAGCAGAGAGCCAAACAAUAAUUGCAGGAAAUUAUAGGCAAGCUUGGAGCAAAGCAAGAAGGCAAAUUUUCACCACAAAACAUAUGAAACUACCUCAUUAAUUUAAUUUGCUGUUAAGACUUAGGAGACAUUACUAUACUGACCAUUCAAAGCAAUGAGGAUUUUCUACAGCACCCCACCCUACAGCCAUUCAGUGUACCCCAGGUUACUUGCAGCAGUUUUGCACAGUUCUUCUGACAGAGCAUCUGAUCAGCUUGGUGAGGAUAACCAGCCAUUCCAGAACCACUACAAACAGCCAAAGAAGAACAGCUGUAAGUAAAAGGCAUGGAAGGCAAUUUGAAACAAAGUGCAUGCAAGUCCUCACUAGAGCAUGAAAUGGCCCCAAGGCACAGGGAACACACAAAGGGCUCCUCAGCUACAAGCUAGAGAUUUGUAUCAGGAGCAAAUUUCUUCCUGAGGAGUUGGACUCAAUGAUCCUAAUGGGUCCCUUCCAAUUCUGGCUAUUCUAUAAUUCAGGAGCAUUGUAUUUGCUAAGUAAGUCCUUAUGGUACAGUGCGGUAGUGGAUAUGAAUAUGUUCCACCAAAACCACAAACGCUGUCACACUGUCAGCUUGCAGAUUGAAGGAACAUCUGCUUCCUUGAGCUUUGACCAGCAGCUAGGCUUUGGUUCCAAGUUGCUCCGAGAUAAUGGUGCAGACUGUCCUGGACCAAGGAUCUGCCGAGGCUGAUCAUCAGCACAAGGUGGAUUUGCAGUCAAGCCAGCCCUCCUGUAAUGUAUCCUGCAGACUUCAGACAAGGUGCAAAAUAACAGCUCUGCCAGUCUUUUGUACAAGGGAGACUUCAAAGAACACCUUAGAACAUGUUCAUACGUAAGCAGGUUUUGCCAUUUAUGCAUUUUGCUAUCUUGAUUGUAUCAGAAAAGUAUUUUUUUUUUCCAGCAAAGAGCAGCUCAUUUGAGUGUGUGCUUUGUGUGCAUAUGUAUACCUACAAAAAUGGAUGUACAGAAACUGAUACCCAGGAACAGGAAGAAAAUUGUUCAGUGGAAACCAACUGCUGCCAUGUCCAAAUAAAACCUGCCUGUUUUGUGA
Messenger RNA from Centrocercus urophasianus (Greater sage-grouse), 7156 nucleotides. It is a transcript of the gene EMILIN2, whose product is annotated as elastin microfibril interfacer 2. Gene Ontology annotation, molecular function: protein binding. Lineage: Eukaryota; Metazoa; Chordata; Aves; Galliformes; Phasianidae. The coding region runs from base 1 to 3189 and encodes 1062 amino acids. The record is from RefSeq and is a predicted model, not a curated record. The transcript has 8 exons.